AUGAGCUCCCGAAAAUUUUACUCGAUCUCGUUUGUCAUUAUUAUAAAUGCAUUGUUAAUUACUACUGGUUUUAUCACUACUGCGAAGUAUGUCGCAAUACGAAAUAGAAAUCGUCAAUAUGCGAAUAGUACAUGCUAUGUGAUUAAUCAUACAUGUAUAGAGCAACAAUGCAAAUAUUGUGUGUCGGCAAACGGUUGGAGAAGUAAAUCUUGCGAAAUAUAUCGAUGUUGGAAUGAAUAUCUUACAAUCUCAUAUCCGAUUCGGAAUGAAACUGAAAUCCAAAGUACUCUUACUCAUAAUCACGUUCGUGAGUGCAGUUGGAAUAUGAAAAUUGGUAUCAGUUACCCAUGUUUCUAUCAGCAACUACACGUCAAUUUAAUUGAAUGGCAUCUACCAGCUGAACAGAUUUAUUUCAUUUUACUUUUUAUAUCUUUCUUCCUGUUUGGUAUUAUACUCAUAUCAUGUUUACUUUUCAAAUGGAGAAUCGUACGUAGAAAAACAAAAUCCAACUUUUCCCAUUUUAUCCAACACGAUUCUGCUGUAUUCGAACAAAAUGACCAGUUGAACUCUGAUCGAAGUUUAAUGGAUUGA
Molecule: messenger RNA, 591 nt
Organism: Adineta ricciae
Lineage: Eukaryota; Metazoa; Rotifera; Eurotatoria; Adinetida; Adinetidae
Source: the annotation of a GenBank genome assembly